AAGCAAAGAGUUUCUUGUUUGCAUUCUUUAUCAUCUCAAUAAUUCAUCACAUCAUGGCAACUAGUUCAAGUUCAUCCAUCAUGAAACGGUCCGACUCAAUAGUCGACUCCAUGCCAGACGCCUUGAGGCAGAGCCGAUAUCACAUGAAAAAAUGUUUUCUAAAAUACGUUGAAAAAGGAAACCGGAUGAUGAAACUCCACCAUAUAAUGCAAGAAAUGGAGACCGUCAUUGAUGACAAGGACGAACAGGCUCAGCUCUUGGAUAGCUUAAUCGGCUACAUCUUGCGCACAAGUCAGGAAGCAGCUGUUGUCCCUCCUUAUAUUGCCUUUGCUAGUAGACCGAAUCCUGGAUCCUGGGAGUUUGUUAAAGUCAACUCUAACGAUCUAUCGGUUGAAGGGAUCACUGCCACCGAUUACCUGAAGUUCAAGGAAACGAUCAUUGAUGAGACAUGGGCUAAUGAUGAAAACACGUUGGAGAUUGACUUCGGGUCAAUGGACUUUAAUCUGCCAAACAUGAGUUUACCUGAUUCGAUUGGAAACGGUGUUAACUUCACAUCGAAGUUCAUUACUUCUAAACUUUAUGCACAAUCUGGCGGCCAACAGCUUGUUGAUUACUUACUCUCAUUAAAUCAUCAAGGAGAAAACCUUAUGAUCAAUGAUACACUGAACACAGUUUCAAAACUUAAAGCGGCUCUAAUCCUAGCUCAUGCCUCCCUUUCUUCGUUACCUAACGAUACGCCAUAUCAAAGCUUCGAGCUUAGAUUCAAAGAAUGGGGGUUUGAGAAGGGAUGGGGGGAUAAUGCAGAACGCGCGAAGGCAACAAUUCGGUGUCUUUUGGAGGUUCUUCAAGCACCCGAUCCAGUAAACCUGGAGGCUUUAUUCAGCAGGAUUCCAAACAUAUUCAACGUCGUUUUGUUCUCGAUCCAUGGGUAUUUUGGUCAAUCCAAUGUUCUUGGCUUGCCCGAUACUGGCGGCCAGGUAGUUUAUGUUUUGGAUCAAGUUGUGGCUAUGGAAGAGGAAUUGCUUAUGAGGAUUAAGCAACAAGGACUCAACUUCAAGCCUCAAAUACUUGUGGUGACCCGACUUCUUCCUGAUGCAAAAGGAACCAAAUGUAAUCAACAGCUGGAACCAGUAACAAACACAAAACAUUCACAUAUACUUAGGCUUCCAUUCAGAACAGAGAAAGGUGUUCUUCGCAAAUGGAUAUCUCGAUUCGAUAUCUAUCCGUAUCUCGAAAACUUCACUCAGGAUGCAAGUGCCAAAAUUGUUGAAAUGAUGGAAGGAAAACCGGAUCUGAUCAUCGGAAACUAUACUGAUGGAAAUCUUGUUGCGUCUCUCGUUGCGAGUAAACUCGGCACCACAUUGGGAACGAUUGCACACGCGUUAGAGAAAACCAAAUACGAAGAUUCAGACAUGAACUGGAAGCAGUUGGACCCUAAAUAUCACUUUUCAUGUCAAUUUACAGCAGAUAUGAUUGCAAUGAAUUCAGCUGAUUUCAUCAUCACCAGUACUUUUCAAGAGAUUGCUGGAAGUAAGGAUAGACCGGGUCAAUACGAAAGCCAUACGGCUUUUACACUUCCAGGCUUAUACAGAGUUGUUUCGGGCAUCAACGUGUUCGAUCCAAAAUUCAAUAUCGCUUCUCCAGGAGCUGAUCAAACUGUUUACUUCCCGUACGCUGAAACACAGAACCGAUUCACCACAUUUCGCCCCGCCAUAGAGGAGUUGCUCUUUAGUAAAGUUGAAAAUGAUGAACACAUUGGAUACUUAGAAGACAAAAACAAACCGAUCAUAUUCUCAAUGGCACGGCUCGACACUGUGAAGAACAUCACAGGGCUAACCGAAUGGUUUGGAGCGAACAAGAGGCUCCGGAGCUUGGUCAAUCUUGUUGUCGUGGCUGGUUUUUUCGACCCCUCGAAAUCAAAAGAUAGAGAAGAAAUGGCGGAAAUUAAGAAAAUGCACUUGUUGAUCGAGAAAUACCAACUCAAAGGUCAAAUAAGAUGGAUCGCUGCUCAGACCGAUAAGAAAAGGAACAGUGAGCUUUACCGGUUUAUCGCUGACUCAAAGGGUGCGUUUGUCCAGCCCGCUUUGUAUGAAGCGUUUGGGCUCACGGUUAUCGAGGCUAUGAACUGCGGUUUGCCGACUUUUGCGACGAAUCAAGGUGGUCCCGCUGAGAUUAUCGUUGAUGGCGUUUCUGGGUUCCAGAUUGAUCCUAAUCAUGGAGAUGAGUCCAGCAACAAGAUUGCGGAUUUUUUCCAGAAGUGUAAAGAAGAUCCUGGGUACUGGAACCGAAUUUCAGAAGGCGGUUUGAAGCGUAUAUACGAGUGCUAUACUUGGAAGAUUUAUGCAAAUAAAGUGUUGAAUAUGGGGAACAUUUACACGUUUUGGAGGCGGUUAAACAAGGAACAGAAAGAAGCCAAACAAAGAUACAUUGAACUAUUCUACAAUCUACACUACAAGAACUUGGUUAGGACUGUGCCCAUUGCUAGUGAUGAAGCUCAACCUGCACCGGUUACAAGGCCAAAACCGGCAACACAGCCUACAACAAGGCGUACAAAAUCCACGCUGGAAAGGCUGUUUGGAGCUUAAAGGAUUGAUGGCAAUGCACCCAAGUUAAAUUCAUGUGACUUCAUAACAAAAAGAUUUGUAUACAUGGACAAUACAUGAUUAAAUAAAAGAAAUAAAGCGCCUGUGAACCGUCUUUGAAUGAGAGCUAACAUGUAUACUAUGGAACGAAAUAAUAAAAUUCACAUUCUUCGUC
Molecule: messenger RNA, 2757 nt
Organism: Helianthus annuus (common sunflower)
Lineage: Eukaryota; Viridiplantae; Streptophyta; Magnoliopsida; Asterales; Asteraceae
Product: sucrose synthase 7
Exons: 13
Coding region: 54-2585 (843 amino acids)
Biological process (GO): sucrose metabolic process
Molecular function (GO): sucrose synthase activity
Source: RefSeq, a predicted model, not a curated record